AUGAACAUCUUGCCCAAGAAGAGCUGGCACGUCCGGAACAAGGACAAUGUCGCCCGCGUGCGGCGGGAUGAGGCCCAGGCCCGGGAGGAGGAGAAAGAGCGGGAACGGAGGGCGCUGCUCGCCCAGCAAGAGGCCCGCACAGAAUUCCUGCGGAAGAAGGCCCGGCACCGGAACUCACUUCCCGAGCUCGAGGCAGCAGAUGCAGGCGCCCCGAGCUCGGGGCCUGUGGACCUGUUCCGGGAGCUGCUGGAGGAGGGCAAAGGGGUGACCAGAGGCAACAAGGAGUACGAGGAGGAAAAGCGACAGGAGAAAGAGAAGCAGGAGAAGGCUCUGGGCAUCCUGACGUACCUGGGCCAGAGUGCCGCCGAAGCCCAGACUCAGCCGCCCUGGUACCAGCUGCCCCCGGCGCGAGGGGCGCCCCCGCCCGGCCCAGGCCCGGACGUGAAGGUCAAGAGCCGCCUGGACCCCCUGCUGGAGAUGCAGAAGCACCUGGGGAAGAGGCGGCGGCUCAGCGGGGAGCACGGGGACCAGGGCAGCCGCAGCAGGAAGGAAGCCAGGAAGGAAGCGGCGCCCGAGCAGCGGCAGCCCAAAGCGUCCCCAUCGCUGGACCAGCUGCGAGCCGAACGCCUCCGGCGAGAAGCCGCCGAGAGGGCCCGCGCGGAGGCCCUGCUGGCCCGGGUCCGAGGAGGGGCGCAGUCCGAGGAGGAGCAGCCGGAGGAGGCGGACGAUCGGCGGCGGCGGUACAACUCCCAGUUCAACCCGCAGCUGGCCCGGCGGCCCCGCCGGCAGGAGCCCCCUCCCCCGCCCUGA
This is a messenger RNA of Pipistrellus nathusii (Nathusius's pipistrelle), 810 nucleotides long. The record is from the annotation of a GenBank genome assembly. Lineage: Eukaryota; Metazoa; Chordata; Mammalia; Chiroptera; Vespertilionidae.